Messenger RNA from Saprolegnia parasitica CBS 223.65, 1770 nucleotides. RefSeq lists its product as hypothetical. Gene Ontology annotation, molecular function: 2-oxoglutarate-dependent dioxygenase activity. Lineage: Eukaryota; Oomycota; Saprolegniomycetes; Saprolegniales; Saprolegniaceae. The record is from RefSeq and is a predicted model, not a curated record. Bases 1 to 1770 code for a protein of 589 amino acids. The transcript is spliced from 4 exons.
AUGAAGCGCAAGGCUGCGACGAAGGGUGCCAAGGCGACCAAGCGCCAGGCGAAGGACGCCAACGCGACCGACGUAUUGACCAUUGUCGCCUCCACCGACACCUACCCGAUGCUGGACGAAGAUGCCAUCCUCGCCAAGCUCGUGCACCCGAUGACGACGGACGAUUUUAUGACGACGCAUUUCCGCCAGAAGGCCCUCGCUGUGCACGCGUUGCCGGCUCGCUUUGACCAGCUUGUUGCGUCGGGCCUGUGCAACUUGGACGUGAAGGCGCUCCUCGAGGUCACGUCCUCGGACGAGUACCAAGCGUGGGUGCAAACCACGGACAAGAAGAUCGAGCCGGUCAAGGUUGGGACGGUCGAGCAGGCGCUCGUGCUCCACCGCGCCGGCCACUCGCUCUACAUGCGGUCGUCGGAGGCGCUCAGCGCGCUCUUGAUUCCGGCGCUCGCCAAGGAGCUCGGCAUGGGCUUUACCACGACGUCGCUCUUUGGCGAACUCAACGGCGAAAUUGAAAUCUUUUGCGGCAAGGCGGGCCACACGACCGAUUGGCACUUUGACUCGAUGGAGAACUUUACACUCCAGCUCGCCGGCUCCCAGACGUGGAAGCUCCAGAAAGGGACAGUGCCGCAUCCCGUACGCGGGUGCACGUCGCACUACAAGACGCAGGACGCAGUCGAGCAGGAGCUCAAACUGCACCGGAUGACGGACCCGACCUUUGCCCCCCUCGACGAUGCCGACGACUACGUCAGCGUCACACUCCGCCCGGGCUCGAUGCUGUACGUUCCUGGUGGCAUGUGGCACCGCGUCGAGUGUGCGGACGACGAGGACUCGAUCUCAAUGAGCUUGAGCAUGUUCUCGACGCCGUACGCUGACGUCGUCGCCGACGCCGUCCGCCAGCUCUUGUUGCAGACGUCGGCAGGUCGGGCUGGUGUCAACUACGCGUCGAUUGAGGACGCCCACGCACAGCUCGCAACCGUGCUUGAGACGCUCCGGACGCAGCUGCAGUCGAUCAAACCUGCCGACAUUUGCCCGCCACGCCUCUUGGUGCACGACCAUGACCAUGACCAUGACCAUGACCACGCGGACGAAGACGAGAGUGACGACGAAGACGACGACAGCGCGUCGACGGUGCUCGAUGCGUGUGACGCGCAGCUCGUCGAGGAUCCGUCCGUGACGAUCGCAGCGAGCGCGCGCUUCCGCUUGAACCCACUGGCCAAUUUACUCGCGUACCGCGACGUGCCGUCCAUCCAUGCGCGCAUGGACCACGACGUGGACCGCCUCUAUGUCCUCAACGUCGGGUAUGGCCAUGGCAGCUACGCGUCGAGCUUGCGCGUCGAGUUUGUCGUGAGCGAGUCGCAGGUCGACGCGCUGAGAACGCUGAGAUCGAAAGCGACGGGCGCACAGUUUACGCUGCGCGACAUUGCAAGACCGCCGACGCGCGACGUGGAAGUGCUCGUCCAUUUCCUGGCCCACGUCGGCUUUCUCACACGGCUUGACGAGGUCGAGGUCCAGCCCUUGCACUGCAUGGCCAACGCCAAAGAGAAGGGCUUCAAGCAAGGCCGCUGCCGUGUGUGCAAGGCGCGAGGAUCGGCGCAGGCCGGUGGGCGCGAACAUCAAACGUACUCGUACUGCCCAAAGUGCACGGAAGACAACCAAGGCAAGACGUUUUACCUGUGCAAGGACGUGCACUUCAGCGACGAGCCGAUUGCAGGGCGCCAGUACAGCUGCCACGACUUGUGGCACUACGUCUGGAAGUUCCAGGUCCCAACGUGA